AACAUUAAAUAUGGAACUUCAUAAAAGUUUCCUGUUUGGGUUUUACACUCUGAAAUAAAUUGUUAAAAUAAUAAAUAAACUGGAAAACAAUAUCAGCAGUCGACCAGAUGUAUUGCACAAAACGUUGAGCUAAAUUAGCCAAAUCAUUUCUUAAUAACCAAGAGUAGAUUGAAUGAAAGGCUUCUGUCUCCUUUAUAAACAACAUGUGUGUAGCUUUGUAAGAAACGGAAACUGUCAGAGAUGUCGACAGUAAAUCUAAGUGUAUCUGUCAACAGUAUCGGCGAUGAAGAAUCAAAACAUAACGAUGUAGUGUACAUGGAAUGUGUUGAUGCUGAAAGUCAAUAUGCAGCUUAUGUAGAAAUGCCCGCGAAUGCUGAAGAAACGUCGAAUAUUGAUGUAGUGUACUCGGAAUGUUUUGAUGCUGAAGGUCACUCCGCUAAUAUAGAAAUGUUCCCGGAUGCUAAAGAAACGAAAUAUAUUGAUGUAGUGUACACGGAAUGUGUUGAUGCUGAUGGUCAAAUCGCAUAUGAAGAAAUGUCAUCGGCUGCAAAUACAAAUCCAGAAUAUACAGAGCUCAAUAUUGCACAUAAUAGUCGAGAUAACCAGUCCAUUAACACCAAUAAUAGCCAAACAAUACACGUUCAAUUUCGCUUACUUGUUUUUUUUAUAAGUUGCUUUCUUAUCACAUUAAUUGUAACAAAUGUCGUGACAUUCAUAACAACAAAAAAUAAAUUUUCUGCAAUAAAACAACCCUUGACACCUUGUACUGGACGUAACUGUUUGAACGGAGGCUCAUGUGAAGUGUGGAAUGGCAUGUUUCACUGUUCAUGCAAAUCUGGCUUUUCUGGACGUCUGUGUAGAGUGACACCUUGUACUGGGCGUAACUGUUUGAAUGGAGGCUCAUGUGAAGUGGUGAAUGGCAUGUUUCAAUGUUUAUGCAAACCUGGCUUUUCUGGAAAUUUGUGUGGAGGUUAG
Molecule: messenger RNA, 975 nt
Organism: Mytilus trossulus (common blue mussel)
Lineage: Eukaryota; Metazoa; Mollusca; Bivalvia; Mytilida; Mytilidae
Product: protein eyes shut homolog
Exons: 5
Coding region: 241-975 (244 amino acids)
Biological process (GO): blood coagulation; positive regulation of leukocyte chemotaxis
Source: RefSeq, a predicted model, not a curated record